CAGUUAAAAUGUGGAUUAGCUAUCCAAACCUUGAAUGGUAAACUUUUCAAACAGCUUGACACUUGUCGAAGUACAUGUUUCUGUCAUAUCUUUGGUGGCUCUCCUAAGUUCGCCGUUAAACUUAUACUCCGUUUAAAUAAUCAAACUACAAUGCAAGAACAUACUCAACUUCUAUAA
Molecule: messenger RNA, 177 nt
Organism: Cokeromyces recurvatus
Lineage: Eukaryota; Fungi; Mucoromycota; Mucoromycetes; Mucorales; Mucoraceae
Exons: 1
Source: RefSeq, a predicted model, not a curated record